Molecule: messenger RNA, 895 nt
Organism: Rubroshorea leprosula
Lineage: Eukaryota; Viridiplantae; Streptophyta; Magnoliopsida; Malvales; Dipterocarpaceae
Source: the annotation of a GenBank genome assembly
CAUACCGAAUUUAAACAUUUCAUGAACUCUAGAGGUGGAUAAAAUACACAACCAAAGAAAAAAAAUUUAAAAGAUAAAAUUGAUAAACAUCUACCUGUCUAUAAUCACACAACAAUUACUAUCAGCGUUGCAUCUUACAGAUCAUAGACUUGUUUCCCAGUGAACUUAACUUCAAUGGGACUAACAUUCUUCCCAAUUGAUCUGAAGUUCUGCCCAACUCCUUGUCGCCCUGGAUUCACCUUCUCAGGAUAAAUCCCAUCUUUCGGAUGAAGGUACUGAACUUCUCCAUUCGGGAACACUCUGUAGAACUGGUACUUGAUCUUGUACUUGGACCUCAAUCUGGUCCCAAGUGCCAGGCACUGCUCUUUCCUAGCCAGCUUCAGCAGGUUAGGUCCUUGCCUCAUGAUGGCUGCACCCCCAGUUGGCAUCUCGAAGAUCUGUUCCUUCGGGGAAUCCCAAAUGAUCACGUAGAAUUCCUCCACCUGGGCCUUCCUCAGCAGCCCCCCGGUGCUUCCUCCAAAGAUGGGUGACGGAGUGUUGGGAUCUAAUUCUGGAGGGGUGAAGCCUACAGGAGCCUCCUUUGCAGGGGCGGCCUCAGUUUUCCCCUCUGCAGCUGCAGCUUUGAUGGUUCUGGAGAAGGAAAAGGAUUUGGUGGUGAAGGAAAUUGAGGAAGACGGCUUCCAUGGAGCCAGAGGGAGAUUGCUGGACUUUGGGGUUGUGAUUGCAGGUGUUAAGAGGGCUGCAGCUUGGGCUGCCAUGGCGGUUAAGGACAGGUAAGUGAAGUUGGCUGCUGUUAAGAGAUACAGGGAAAUAGAAAUCUGUGUGAUGAUGUAAGAGAGGACGUUGGAUGAGUGAUGCUGUUCAGGUUUGGAUCUUUGGAUACGCUAUGCUUACU